AUGAAAUCCCAACUACAACGCCGAGAGCGCGACGAGUUCUACGUUGCCUACAAGCGCAUGCGGACGUCCUACGAAAACGCAGUCGAGGUGAUGAACGACCUCCACCGUCAAAUUUCAGCUCAAGAAACAGAAAUUCGAGAAUUACGGCAAGCUCGAUCUGCACAAGAUGACCAAGAUGUACAAGAUAACCAAGAUGACCAGGAUGGCCAAGAAGACCAAGAUGAACCUCGCCAGCCCCAACCCUACGGCACGACAAUCGCGGACCUCUUCGGGGACACGAGCAGCGAGAGCAGCGAGGACUCGGACGUGCCGCAAAUGGAGGAUAGUUCUUCCACGGACCAUGCUGAAGGAGACGAGCACGACGUUGAAGAAGCGGAAGAUGGCGGCGAUGAAGAAGAGGCCAACAGCGACACCGACCGUGGCGACGACAGUGAUAUCAUGUGGAGCGAUGACGACAGUACCGGCUUCUGCCGAGUUCACCAGACCAUGGUGACUUGUCGGACCCCGAUAGGCACCGCUUAA
This is a messenger RNA of Phytophthora sojae, 522 nucleotides long. RefSeq lists its product as hypothetical. The transcript has a single exon. The coding region runs from base 1 to 522 and encodes 173 amino acids. The record is from RefSeq and is a predicted model, not a curated record. Lineage: Eukaryota; Oomycota; Peronosporomycetes; Peronosporales; Peronosporaceae.